Messenger RNA from Ilex paraguariensis (yerba mate), 1999 nucleotides. The record is from the annotation of a GenBank genome assembly. NCBI's taxonomy places the organism in Eukaryota, Viridiplantae, Streptophyta, Magnoliopsida, Aquifoliales, Aquifoliaceae.
ACAAGCAAACCUCGGUAUCCGUCUAUUCCGAUAUGGUAUAUCCCUAUCGGUGAGCAGAGAGAGAGAGAGGCGACCAAUGGGCAAGUCCUCCGAGACGAAUUUACAGAGCCUGGAUAUUCUGCCGACGGCACUCGUGGCCACCAUCAUGACAAAUCUCGAUGUCCCUUCGAUCUGCUCUCUCGCAGCCACUUGCAAGGCCUUCAAUCUCUGCGGUUCUCAAAUCCUCUCUUUUCUCCCCAAUUUUCACCUCCUCGACAUUUCACCAACGAUUGACUUGUUGAAACCCUUAUUGCCUCCGAACCCUUACCUUCGAAGCCUCAGAGUCGAUUGUGCUCGGCUCGAUGAUUCGGCGAUUGAUCAUCUCCUUCGGCCUUCUUUGGAGGAGCUAUGUCUCCAUAAUUGCGCCGAUUUUAGUGGCAAGCUUCUUUCUGAGGUUGGAGGUCGAUGCAAAGACCUCAGGUCUUUAUACUUGAGUUCAGUAGCUGAUAAAAGAGGGAGAUCAAUUCAUGUAUCUGACCUUGAGGAGUUACUCGGUGGUUGCGCUCAAUUGGAAACAUUGAUCCUCAUGUUUGAUGUCUCAAUCUUUCUUCGACACAAUUUUGCUCAUGUCUGGGCUGUGGCUUCUGCAAAACUCACUUCUCUUGAGAUAGGGUACGUUUCUUCAGUAAUGGUGACUGAACUGCUUAGCCCAACUGCAGGGCCUUACCAUUCACAAAAUCAGAUUCGGUCAUCAGUAUUGCCAAGUAUCCGGAAAUUGUGCCUUUCAGUGGACUAUAUUACUGACACUAUGGUCAGUACGAUAGCUAAAAAACUCACCUCCUUGACCCAUUUGGAUCUUCGUGAUGCACCCAUUAUAGAACCCACAGUUGCAUUUGACCUCACCAACUCUGGCCUUCAACAAAUUAAUCCACAUGGGAAAUUGAAACACCUUUCUUUGGUCCGAAGCCAGGAGUUUGUCGUUACAUACUUUAAGCGAGUUAAUGAUCUUGGGGUCCUCUUUAUGGCUGAUAGAUGCUCAAGCGUAGAAAGUAUAUGUCUUGGUGGCUUUUGUCAGGUCACGGAUACAGGUUUCAAAACAAUCUUGCAUUCUUGCACCAGCUUAUACAGGCUCAGGGUGUCUCAUGGAGCUCACCUAACUGAUCUGGUAUUUCAUGACAUUGAUGCCACUUCCCUUUCACUGACACAUGUUAGCUUCAGAUGGUGUAAUCUUUUGACAAACCUCUCUGUCAUCCGAUUGGCAUCUAACAUGGAUCUAAGCGUUCUUGACUUGAGAGAUUGUAGAAGCCUUGGUGAUGAAGCCCUUCGAGCCAUUAGCAGUCUCCCUAAACUGAAAACAUUGCUGAUAGACGGCGCUGAUAUAAGUGAUUUGGGAUUGUCAUACCUAAAACGAGGUGUAAGGAGUUCGCUUGUUUCACUAUCCGUUAGAGGGUGCAAAAGACUUACGGACAAAUGCGUCUCUUUUCUAUUUGAUUGCUCAUGUAACCUAGAGUUGCGAGAAUUGGACCUAUCAAAUCUUCCUAACCUAUCUGAUGCUGGUUUGUUGUUGCUUGCAAAAAGUCGUGUCCCAAUAGUUGAGCUUCGAAUGCGACAAUGCCCACUUAUAGGCGACAUUACGGUCAUUGCAUUAGCCUCAAUGCAAGUUGAUGAGGGCAGGUGGCAUGGAAGUAGCUUACGGCUGUUGGAUAUUUAUAACUGUGGCGGAAUUACACAACUUGCAUUCCGGUGGUUAAAGAAGCCUUAUUUCCCUGUGUUGAGAUGGUUGGGAGUGAGUGGAAGCGUAAAUAGGGAUAUGGUAGAUGUUUUAGCCAGAAGUAGACCAUUCUUGCAUGUCGCGUAUCGUGGUGAGGAGCUGGGGACUGAUCAGUGGGAUUAUUCGGAUGAUCUGUACAUGCACGACUAUGAAGAAGUUGAUGAACUAGAACAAUGGCUUCUUGAUGGAGAAAACGGGAUUGAUGAUGAAGAGAUGGAAGAAGCUGAAAAUAAUGCAGAACUGGAGUAA